Messenger RNA from Penaeus monodon (black tiger shrimp), 717 nucleotides. RefSeq names its product probable glutamate receptor. Gene Ontology annotation, cellular component: membrane. The transcript has 4 exons. Bases 1 to 717 code for a protein of 238 amino acids. Gene Ontology annotation, molecular function: ligand-gated monoatomic ion channel activity. NCBI's taxonomy places the organism in Eukaryota, Metazoa, Arthropoda, Malacostraca, Decapoda, Penaeidae. The record is from RefSeq and is a predicted model, not a curated record.
AUGGCUCUGGGGCCGACGUCCAUCACCGAGGAGCGAGAGAAAGCCAUUGACUUCACGCAGCCGUUUGACUUCGAGCCGUGGGACAUCAUGAUCCCCGCCUCCAUCGAGAACGUUGAUUUGGUGGCCUACCUUAUGCCCUUCAGCGGCAUGGUAUGGCUGGGCUUACUGCUCUCGUCUCUGGUAGUGGCUGUUGCCCUUUACACUUUCGCGCAAGUCUCCGCAGCGCCAAAGACUAUGUACCCAAGACAGGUAUCUCCAAGACUCUACUCUGCUCCUCAGUACAUUUUUGACACAUUGGCUGGUUUAGUUACACAAGGUAACAACCAGCCUCAAACCCCGUCGGUGCGAGCGCUGGCAGGGUGGUGGUGGCUCUUCUGCGUCAUCAUCAUUGCCUCCUACAGCAGCAAAUUGAUUUCGUCUAUCACCGUCCGCCUAACAGCGCCAGUUGUGACGUCCAUGCUAGAUAUGGUCGAGUCUCGACGCAUACUGUGGACUUAUCAGGCAAACAGCGCUAUGGAAGAACUUUUCAAGAACUCAGACCCCUCGAGCAUGUUUGGGAAAGUCGGGCAGCUGCACCGUGAGAUGCCCGAGCUCAUCGUCCCCGACUUCCAAGCGGGUGUCGAUGCCGUGAGGGAGAAAAAGCUGGCCUAUGUUGAGGUCACUCUAGAUCUAUUAUCUGUAGUAUCAGUGGACAGUACAUUUGCUUACAUAUGUUAA